Anolis sagrei ordinatus is the source of this 5988-nucleotide messenger RNA. RefSeq names its product myosin-7. Gene Ontology annotation, molecular function: ATP binding; microfilament motor activity; actin filament binding. Gene Ontology annotation, biological process: muscle filament sliding; sarcomere organization; adult heart development. NCBI's taxonomy places the organism in Eukaryota, Metazoa, Chordata, Lepidosauria, Squamata, Anolidae. The record is from RefSeq and is a predicted model, not a curated record. Gene Ontology annotation, cellular component: myosin II complex; cytoplasm; myosin filament.
ACCAGGGUUUGGGCCAAGCGCUGGGCUUAGAAACCCCCCUCCCGUCUGUGCUCAGGAGUCUAGCUCAAAAUAUCAUCCAGCUGCAGAUCCCGUGCCAUAUCCUAGGGAAAAAAAGAAGCUCCAGCCAUGACUUCCAGUGCUGAUAUGGCCGAGUUUGGCCCUGCUGCCCCUUACCUGCGCAUGCCCGAAAAGGCCAGGAUUGAAUCGCAAAACCGGCCUUUUGACAUGAAGAAGGACGUAUUUGUGCCGGAUGACAAGGAAGAGUUCGUUAAGGCUAAGAUUGUUUCCAAAGAAGGUGGCAAAGUCACCGCAGAAACAGAAAGGGGCAAGACCGUGACGGUGAAAGAAGACCAGAUCAUGCAGCAGAACCCGCCCAAGUUCGACAAGAUUGAGGACAUGGCCAUGCUCACCUUCCUGCAUGAACCUGCGGUCCUCUACAACCUGAAGGAACGCUAUGCAGCCUGGAUGAUCUACACCUAUUCUGGGCUCUUCUGCGUGACUGUAAACCCCUACAAGUGGUUACCGGUCUACAACGCAGAAGUAGUGGCUGCCUAUCGGGGCAAGAAACGAAGUGAAGCCCCUCCGCACAUCUUCUCCAUCUCAGACAAUGCCUACCAGAACAUGCUGACAGAUCGGGAGAACCAGUCGAUUCUGAUCACCGGAGAAUCCGGGGCAGGAAAGACUGUGAACACCAAGCGGGUUAUCCAGUACUUUGCUGUGAUUGCUGCCAUCGGCGAUCGCGGCAAGAAAGACCAGGCAGCAGGCACCGGGAAGGGGACGCUGGAAGAUCAAAUCAUCCAAGCCAACCCUGCCUUGGAAGCCUUUGGGAACGCCAAGACCCUGCGGAACGACAACUCGUCCCGAUUUGGUAAGUUCAUCCGCAUCCAUUUUGGGGCAACAGGGAAACUGGCGUCAGCGGACAUAGAGACCUAUCUCCUGGAAAAGUCUCGGGUCAUCUUCCAGCUAAAAGCUGAGAGGAACUACCACAUCUUCUACCAGAUCUUGUCCAACAAGAAGCCAGAGCUCUUGGACAUGAUGCUGGUCACCAACAACCCGUACGACUAUUCCUUCAUCUCCCAAGGAGAGACGACGGUCCCAUCUAUCGACGAUGCAGAGGAACUGUUAGCAACUGACAGUGCCUUUGACAUCUUAGGUUUCACCCAAGAAGAGAAAAACUCCAUCUACAAGUUGACGGGUGCGAUCAUGCACUACGGAAACAUGAAAUUCAAGCAGAAGCAACGUGAAGAGCAAGCAGAGCCAGAUGGCACUGAAGAAGCGGACAAAUCAGCCUACCUAAUGGGGCUGAACUCCGCCGACUUGCUCAAGGGCCUGUGCCACCCGAGGGUCAAAGUAGGAAAUGAGUACGUCACCAAAGGACAAACGGUCCAGCAGGUGUGCUAUUCUACUGGGGCCCUGGCCAAGUCGGUCUAUGAGAAGAUGUUCAGCUGGAUGGUCACGAGAAUCAAUGCCACACUAGAAACUAAGCUACCUCGACAAUAUUUCAUUGGCGUGCUAGAUAUUGCUGGUUUUGAGAUUUUUGAUUUCAACAGCUUUGAACAGCUCUGCAUUAACUUCACUAAUGAGAAGCUGCAGCAGUUCUUCAACCACCACAUGUUUGUCCUGGAGCAAGAAGAGUACAAGAAGGAAGGCAUCGAAUGGGUCUUCAUUGACUUUGGCAUGGACCUGCAGGCCUGCAUUGACCUCAUUGAGAAGCCAAUGGGAAUCAUGUCAAUCCUGGAAGAGGAAUGCAUGUUUCCCAAGGCCAGCGAUAUGACCUUCAAGGCCAAGCUCUUCGACAACCAUCUGGGCAAGUCAGCCAACUUUGGGAAGCCCCGGAACAUCAAGGGCAAACCAGAGGCUCACUUUGCCCUCAUCCAUUAUGCUGGCACCGUUGACUACAACAUCAUCGGCUGGCUGCAGAAGAACAAAGACCCCCUCAACGAGACGGUGGUGGGGCUCUACCAGAAAUCGGCCCUCAAGCUCCUGGCAAAUCUUUUUGCCAAUUACGCUGGAGCUGAUGCACCUGCUGAGACCAGUAAGGGAAAGACCGCUCAUAAGAAGAAAGGGUCCUCCUUCCAAACUGUAUCUGCUCUGCACAGGGAGAACCUCAACAAAUUGAUGACCAACCUGCGCUCUACUCACCCACAUUUUGUGCGUUGCAUCAUUCCCAAUGAGACAAAGUCUCCAGGCGUGAUGGACAACCCCUUGGUCAUGCACCAGCUACGCUGUAAUGGAGUACUGGAAGGAAUCCGAAUUUGCCGGAAGGGGUUCCCCAACCGGAUCUUGUACGGAGACUUCAGGCAAAGGUACCGCAUCCUGAACCCAUCUGCCAUCCCUGAGGGCCAGUUCAUAGACAGCAGGAAGGGAGCAGAAAAGCUCUUGGGCUCUUUGGACAUUGACCACAACCAGUACAAAUUUGGCCACACAAAGGUCUUCUUCAAGGCAGGUCUCCUGGGGUUGUUGGAGGAGAUGAGGGAUGAACGCCUCUCUCGCAUCAUCACUCGAAUCCAGGCUCAGUCCCGUGGUGUUCUUGCCAGAAUAGAAUUCAGAAAGAUCAUGGAACGGAAGGAAUCGUUGCUUGUGAUCCAGUACAACAUCCGGGCUUUCAUGGGGGUGAAGAACUGGCCUUGGAUGAGACUCUUCUUCAAGAUCAAGCCGCUGUUAAAGAGUGCGGAAACCGAGAAAGAGAUGUUAGCCAUGAAGGAGGAAUUUGGCAAGCUGAAGGAGGCGUUGGAGAAGUCUGAAGCUCGUCGGAAAGAGCUGGAGGAGAAGAUGGUCUCCCUGCUCCAAGAGAAGAAUGACCUCCAGCUGCAAGUUCAGGCAGAGCAAGAUAAUCUUGCAGAUGCAGAAGAACGUUGCGACCAGUUGAUCAAGAACAAGAUCCAGCUUGAAGCCAAAGUUAAGGAACAGACAGAGCGCCUGGAAGAUGAAGAGGAGAUGAAUGCUGAGCUCACAGCCAAGAAGCGGAAGCUGGAGGAUGAAUGCUCUGAGCUGAAGAAAGAUAUCGAUGACCUGGAGCUGACUCUGGCCAAAGUGGAGAAAGAAAAGCAUGCAACAGAGAAUAAGGUUAAGAACCUCACAGAAGAGAUGGCUGGCCUGGAUGAAAUCAUUGUCAAGCUAACCAAGGAAAAGAAGGCUCUCCAGGAAGCACACCAGCAAGCCCUGGAUGACCUCCAGGCCGAGGAAGACAAGGUCAACACCCUUACCAAGGCCAAGGUGAAGCUGGAGCAACAGGUGGAUGAUUUGGAGGGUUCUCUGGAGCAAGAGAAGAAGAUCCGAAUGGACUUGGAGAGAGCUAAGAGGAAGCUGGAAGGAGACUUGAAGUUGACCCAAGAGAGCAUUAUGGAUUUGGAGAAUGACAAGCAGCAGCUGGAUGAAAAGCUGAAAAAGAAAGAUUUUGAGCUCAAUGCCUUGACUGCUAGAAUAGAAGAUGAACAAUCCAUAGGCAUCCAGCUGCAGAAGAAGCUCAAAGAGCUACAGGCACGAAUAGAAGAGCUGGAAGAAGAACUGGAAGCUGAACGCACCGCCCGGGCCAAGGUAGAGAAGCAGCGCUCCGAUCUUUCACGAGAGCUGGAGGAGAUCAGUGAACGUCUGGAGGAAGCUGGUGGAGCCACCUCUGUCCAGAUCGAGCUGAACAAGAAACGAGAGACUGAAUUCCAGAAGAUGCGUCGGGACCUGGAGGAGGCCACCUUGCAACACGAGGCCACGGCCGCAGCUCUGCGCAAGAAGCAUGCCGACUCAGUGGCAGAGCUGGGCGAGCAAAUUGAUAAUCUUCAACGUGUGAAGCAGAAGCUGGAGAAGGAGAAGAGUGAGCUGAAGCUAGAACUGGAUGAUGUCACCUCCAACAUGGAGCAGCUGAUGAAAGCCAAGGCCAACCUGGAAAAAAUGUGCCGAACCUUGGAAGACCAAAUGAAUGAGCACCGAACUAAGUCUGAAGAAACCCAGCGGAUGGCCCACGACCUCACCACGCAGAGAGCCAAACUCCAGACGGAGAAUGGUGAGCUGUCUCGCCAGUUGGAUGAGAAGGAAGCUUUGAUAACCCAACUCACAAGAGGGAAAUUGACUUACACCCAACAGUUGGAAGAUCUGAAGAGGCAACUGGAGGAAGAAGCUAAGGCCAAGAAUGCUCUGGCGCAUGCGCUCCAGUCGGCCCGCCAUGACUGUGACUUGCUGAGGGAACAGUAUGAGGAGGAGACCGAGGCCAAAGCCGAGCUUCAGCGCUUGCUCUCCAAGGCCAACUCCGAGGUGGCUCAGUGGAGAACCAAGUAUGAGACUGAUGCCAUCCAGAGGACAGAGGAAUUGGAGGAGGCCAAAAAGAAGUUGGCACAGCGGCUACAAGAUGCCGAGGAGGCAGUGGAGGCCGUGAAUGCCAAGUGCUCCUCAUUGGAGAAGACCAAACACCGCCUGCAGAAUGAGAUCGAAGACCUCAUGGUGGACGUGGAGCGCUCAAAUGCAGCUGCGGCCGCUCUAGACAAGAAGCAAAGGAAUUUUGACAAACUCCUAUCCGAGUGGAAGCAGAAGUUUGAAGAGUCUCAAACUGAGCUGGAGUCAUCUCAGAAAGAGGCCCGUUCACUCAGCACAGAGCUCUUUAAGCUGAAAAAUGCUUAUGAGGAGUCAUUGGAACAUCUGGAGACCUUCAAGAGAGAGAACAAGAACUUGCAAGAGGAGAUUUCUGAUCUGACGGAGCAGCUCGGAGCCAGCAACAAGAGCAUCCAUGAACUUGAGAAAGUGCGGAAGCAACUGGAAGCAGAGAAGAUGGAGUUGCAGGCAGCUCUUGAGGAGGCAGAGGCCUCUCUGGAACAUGAAGAAGGCAAGAUCCUGCGGGCUCAGCUGGAGUUCAACCAAAUCAAGGCUGACAUUGAGCGCAAGUUAGCCGAGAAGGACGAGGAGAUGGAGCAGGCCAAGAGAAACCACUUGAGGAUGGUGGAUUCACUUCAGGCGUCCCUUGAUGCAGAAACUCGUAGUCGCAAUGAGGCAAUGCGGGUGAAGAAGAAGAUGGAAGGUGACCUCAACGAGAUGGAAAUCCAGCUUAGCCAUGCCAACCGCAUAGCAGCUGAAGCUCAGAAGCAAGUCAAAACACUCCAGGGAUAUCUCAAGGACACUCAGAUACAACUGGAUGAUGCUGUCCGAGCCAAUGAAGACCUCAAAGAAAACAUUGCCAUAGUAGAACGGAGGAACAAUUUGUUGCAAGCCGAGCUGGAGGAAUUGCGUGCCGUGGUGGAGCAGACUGAACGGGCCCGCAAACUGGCUGAACAGGAACUGAUAGAAGCCAGUGAGCGAGUCCAGCUUCUCCAUACACAAAACACCAGCCUCAUCAACCAGAAAAAGAAGAUGGAGUCUGACCUGUCCCAGCUACAGACAGAGGUGGAGGAAGCAGUGCAAGAAUGCAGGAAUGCGGAGGAGAAGGCCAAGAAAGCCAUCACGGACGCGGCCAUGAUGGCGGAGGAGCUGAAGAAAGAGCAGGACACCAGCGCACACCUGGAGAGGAUGAAGAAGAACAUGGAGCAGACCAUCAAGGACCUCCAGAUGCGUUUAGACGAGGCUGAGCAGCUGGCCCUGAAGGGAGGCAAGAAGCAGCUCCAGAAACUGGAGGCCCGAGUGCGGGAGCUGGAGAACGAACUGGAGUCGGAGCAGAAGCGCAACGCAGAGAAUGUCAAAGGGAUGCGCAAGUGCGAGAGGCGCAUCAAGGAGCUCACCUAUCAGACCGAAGAAGAUCGGAAGAACCUUGUUCGCCUCCAAGAUUUGGUGGAUAAGCUCCAGUUGAAGGUGAAGGCAUACAAGAGACAAGCAGAAGAAGCGGAGGAACAAGCCAACAGCAACCUGGCCAAAUUCCGCAAAGUCCAGCAUGAGUUGGACGAAGCGGAAGAAAGAGCGGACAUUGCUGAAUCCCAAGUCAACAAACUGAGGGUCAAAAGCCGCGAUAUUGGAGCAAAGGUGAGAAUCUACACUUUUAGCCCACACACUUCCUGUGAUUUAAAUUUCUUCUGA